Molecule: messenger RNA, 4891 nt
Organism: Megachile rotundata (alfalfa leafcutting bee)
Lineage: Eukaryota; Metazoa; Arthropoda; Insecta; Hymenoptera; Megachilidae
Product: serine-enriched protein
Molecular function (GO): protein binding
Source: RefSeq, a predicted model, not a curated record
UUGAAACAUUUCGCAGAGAACUCCGCGUGAAAACGAAAUUAACCCCCAUCCGAGACGAAAUCAAUAGUGUCGGGUUACCGAGAGGAUACCGGUAUCCGGGGUGACAUUUAAAAGUCCGUGGACGGAAGAAAGGAGGACGGAAGAGGUCCUUCGUAGGAGCAUCGGGUCGCACAGGCGCAGCGGGCAUUUCACCCUCGGCGAAUUCGGCCGCGAGUGCGCAGUAAGGGUGGUCUAACCCGAGGGAGUGUAGCUGGUCGGCGCAGUCGAGUGACACAUCGUGGUCGAAGCCAGCCUCGAUUUCGAGUUUCGUACGUUCAUUCACGAAAGCGACAGUGUUCGAACACCGCCACCCCCUCGUGCACCUCUGGGGAAAGGGUCGAAGCGUGUUUCGUAGGGGGUGAGAGACGAAAAAUCGUACAACGACGUCAGCGUCACGGGGUAGCUAGUGACAGGCGUGUCUCUGGAACGAUCCCUGGAUAUUCUGGCCCUGAAAACGACCCUCGAGUGCAAAGGGGUGGCCGGUUGGGAAGGUUCAUUCUCGGUUAUUAAGGGUUUUUUCUCUUGUCGCUGGUCGAAUGUGAGACUCGAGAUGCUGUAAGACUGAUUACGUGGAUAUUUCGUGAACGUGGCGUGUGGUGGAUUAUGCGUGAUCGUAGAACAGAGGAAGUGAGGUAAAAGUGUUUUCUCGGGGCAAAAGCGACCCGGCGAGCGACAGGGCCCCGGGAUUCGAGCAACAGGAAAAUACCAGCACGAUGCCGGAGGCCUCAGGGUCGCGGGUGGCCGACGAGUCGGAUUAUUCUACAUUCGAGAAUAAGACCGGCCUGGCCGAAGACAUGAAGUUUCUGGCUAGUAUGCCAGAACUAUGCGACGUAACAUUCCUCGUGGGUGACACCAGAGAACCCGUCUGUGCUGUUAGGGCUGUUUUAGCAGCAAGAAGUAGAGUGUUUUACAAAAUGCUCUACCAAGCACCGAGUCCACAGCGCAAGAAAGAUCCACCUCCUCGGGAAAACAAGAUCCGUUUGUUCCUGAAAAGAAGCUCGGAACCGCUGUUGAAUCUGCAGAAUGCUGCGCAACAGCCAAAUCAGCAUCAUACUUUAAUCAUCGAGGAGUUUGAACCGGACGUGUUUCGUCAGUUGAUUGAGUACACUCAUACCGGAUGUGUGACACUGCAACCGAGGACACUGCUGGGUGUAAUGAACGCUGCUGAUUACUACGUAUUGGACGAGCUGAGAAGAGCUUGCGCUGGCUUCGUUCAAUACUGCAUAACAGUGGACACAGUGUGUGCUUUACUAGCAUCCGCAGAACGAUAUAUUCAGUACAAAUGUACAAAAUCCAUAGUUCAAAAGGUAUUGGAGUUUGUUGACGAACAUGGCAACGAAGUGUUGAAUUUAGGAUCCUUUACCCUUCUUCCUCAACACGUAGUUCGUUUAAUCCUGGUAAGGGAAGAGUUACGUGCUGAUGAAUUCACUAAAUUCCAAGCGGCCUUGAUGUGGAGCAAGAAGUACUGCGACAGCAACCAGAACACAGUUUUAAAGGACGUGAUCGGCAACUUCCUGGAGUACAUUCAAUUUCACAAAAUUCCUGCAAACGUGUUGAUGAGGGAGGUUCACCCCCUAGGCUUGGUUCCCUCAGGGAUAAUAGUGAACGCACUGGCCUAUCAGGCAGACCCAACCAGUGUCGACCCCGGAAAAUUGUCACCCCACAGAGUGAGGCACCAGGACCGUAGUCUGUCGGUGCAGUCAUCUCUGCAGGACCCGUACGGUAGCAACACGUCACUGAGCUCGACAGGGUCCGACGAGGGCUCCGAUGAGAAGCAGCAUUCAGGUAAAAACGGCACAGCUGAGCAGCAACACUGGCAGAAGCAGGACGAAGAGGAUUCGCAGCAACGAAUCGACGUGAGACGGGAACAGGAAGAACAGAGGCAACUGGAGGAGCUCAGGAAGCAGCAAGAGGACCAGGAGAGAAAGAAGCAACGGGAGGAAGAGUCGAAGAAGCAGCAGGAAGAAGAGUUAAAGAGACAGAAAGAACUGGAACAGAAGAAGCAAGAGGACUCGAACAAACAGAAGGAGGAAGAGAAACUGAAACAGGAAGAAAAACUAAAACAGGAAGAAAAAUUGAAACAGGAAGAAAAACUGAAACAGGAGAAGUUGAAACAGGAAGAGAAACUGCAGAAACAAGAAGAAAACCAAAAACUGAAGCAACAACACGAGUCACAGCAACAAGUACCAAAGGAUGAAGUACAGCAGAAAGAAGAAGCGAAGAAGAAAGAGUCCGAAGUCCCAUUGAAACAGGAAGAGGAGCAAGAUCACCGACGAGUUCGCGAGAAGAAGCGACUGCAGCUGCAGUUGGAGGAGUUGAAGGUGCAUUGGGCUCUCCAGCAAGAUCUGAUACUGCAGCAACAGGAGGAAGCUCUUCAACGACAGAUACAGGAGAGACGUUACGAGGAACAGUUCGAGUGUCCUCAAUUCCAGCAACUGCAGUUGUAUCUGGAGGGUCGUAAACCGGAAACGGAGAAGAGGAUCGAGCAGGUGGCCGAGCCGAAGAAGAGGAGGAGGGAACGUGAUAAAGUGGAGAUUCGUGUGCACGAACCGGAACCGCAGAAACAGGAUCAGCAAUUGGAGCAAUCUGGUUUCUACAUUAAGUUGGUGGUGAGACAGGAGGGUCGUGCGAAUCUGGUCUGGCUGUUCAAAACGCACAAAUUCUGAAUUAUUUCGGGUCUCGGUUGUACAAGUCCUAGUCCGCUUCGGUUUAUGUAGAGACAAUUAGUGGAAUAUUAAUUUUAAUAGGGAUAUUUAGUGUUCGGGUAUUAUUUAUAUAGAGACAGUGUCGUAAUACUUUAGUAGGGACAUUUAGGGACGUUUAGUGUUAAUGUUACUUUGAUAGGGAGAAGUGUAUACAAUACGGGGCGGAAGGUUUCCCUAGGGAAAAUGGGAAGAGUUUAAUGUUUAACUGUUACCACGUGAGUUUAGUUUGCAAGUAGUUGGGCUAUCUAUUAAGGAAAACUUUGGGGUUUACUAGGAAAAAUUUGGGGUUUUUCUUUGGGGGAAAUGUAGUGACUCUACUUUCCUAGAUAGAAUUUACUUCCUUUUAGGAAACUAGUAAUGUGGAACUUGAGGAAAUUUAAAAUGGUGGCGUGGGCUUCUCUUGUCUGCACAAAAUGGCGGUGUGGAGGCCUUUCUCAAAGAACUAGGCAACGUGGAAUAUCUACUUUUAUUGAAAAAACUUGUAAUAUGGAAUUUGAGGGAAUUGAAAAUGGUGCCCUAGGUUCCCUUCUCUCGACAAAAUGUCCUCCACAUAAAAAAUGGUGGACGUAGCACCUUUUCUCCUGCGUAGAAUCUUCCACCAUAAAAAUUUGCACAAAGCCACCUUUCCCAUACCGCCAUUUUCCCAGGGAAACUAGUGCGCCCCGAUGACGAGUUGUGUUUAAAAAUUGUUUAAGUUUCUGUUUAAAUCGUCAGCAAUCUUGUACAGAUAUUCGUGCGAUGUCCAAAAGUGUUUGACGUUAAAGAAGUGCUCUGUUUCAGAAUAAUUUCAUGGAAGUCAGUGUAACAGGCUGUGCUAACAUGGUUGUGUUUCAACAUUAAUCUUGUGUUGCUUUAAGUUGAAUUCUAUGAUCGAACACAGGAUUCUAUGAUCGAACAUAGAACAGUGUACUGCUCAAAGUAAUUAACGCUUGGAGCUCUGUUAUGAAAGAAACAUUGGACAAUACCUUUUACACGUUUCACGCUUAGCUUUAGUUCUCUGUAAUCAUAGUUUAAUUAUUUUGAGCAGUAGUUUUAUUUUCUUAAGAACUGUUUCGCACAGUGACAACACGAUUUUCUCACAUCGAUAUUCAUUCGAUCACAAUCACUUUUCUAUCUUCGUAUUUAUAGUGUCAGUAUGAAGAAACUGAUUCUUUUUACCUUUUAUUGGGUGAAUAAUGUUUUUUAUUUUUUAAGGAAAUUAAUAUAUUUUAGACCUUCAUCAACGCACAUUUCACAAGUGUACAGUAUAAAAGAGAAAAUAUACAAGAAAAAUAUAGAUGUAUAUUGACGAUGUUAUUGCUAAAACACUUUUAUUAUACAUACGCGACAUAUCCAUCGAUUAUCAUGAAUUAUGUCAAAGAGAAAUGCAAAGACUAACUAUAUACGUACAUAUAUAUAUUAUAUACAUGUAUAUAUACAUACAGUAUCGUUCAAAAGUAUUUGUACGACAAUAAUAAAAUUUUGUUGAUUUUAUUCACGUCUAUUAUAUAAAAAUUCUUAAAGAAAAAUUGGCGUCGUUUAAAUGGUUUUUAGCGAUACUGUGUAUAUCUAUAUUUGAUACUGUACUAAAGAGAAACCAGAGUAUAUUAUACGCUCGUGUUCAAGAGCCAAUCGAUAAUUUGAUAGUAACGAUUCAUCGAAAUCUCGACGAGUUCUUUAAAGCUGCUUUGCUUAUCGAAAUUUUAUUUUAGAACUCAAACUAAGUGGUCCUUCCAAAGAAAAUACGAAUUAUAGAUGUUCAAUAGUAAUUACGAGCUACCAAUUUUUUAAUUAUUAUUUAAAUUGUUCUGAUGCCUCAGAAUAUUUUCUACACAUUUUGCAUAUUUGUUACGUUGAUACUGUAAUUUAAGUUUACAUUUGCAAGUUAAAUUAUUAUGGAUUACAUUAGUAGGAAUUAUUAUAGACCUUUAUUAUUGUUGUCGAUGGUUAUUAUCGGUGGUAUAAAUUUUCAUAUGAUAGAGUAACUCUUGAAUCGUGCUGGCGACUCGUAUCCACUUGCGUUCUUGCAACGAGAAAGUGUUUAUGAAACUGUGAAUAUACGUAUAGUAAUUAUAGUUAAGCAAUUAACCUGCGACGUGAGGAAGAAUGUUUAUAACGAGAAUCUUUAAAAAUUUGUUAAUAUGAUUUUUAAAUAUAAAUUUCUUUAU